Molecule: messenger RNA, 438 nt
Organism: Penaeus vannamei (Pacific white shrimp)
Lineage: Eukaryota; Metazoa; Arthropoda; Malacostraca; Decapoda; Penaeidae
Source: RefSeq, a predicted model, not a curated record
AUGCUGGGGCUUGGAGGCUGCGUCAUGCUGGGGCUUGGAGGCUGCGUCAAUCUGGGGCUUGGAGGCUGCGUCAUGCUGGGGCUUGGAGGCUGCGUCAUGCUGGGGCUUGGAGGCUGCGUCAUACUGGGGCUUGAGGCUGCGUCAGUCAUGUUGGGGCUUGAGCUGCGUCAUGCUGGGGCUUGGGGCUGCGUCAUACUGGGGCUUGGAGGCUGCGUCAUGGGGCUUAGGAGGCUGCGUCAUGCUGGGCUUGGAGGCUGCGUCAUGCUGGGGCUUGGAGGCUGCGUCAUGCUGGGGCUUGGAGGCUGCGUCAUGCUGGGGCUUGGAGGCUGCGUCAUGCUGGGCUUGGGAGGCUGCGUCAUGCUGGGGCUUGGAGGCUGCGUCAUGCUGGGGCUUGGAGGCUGCGUCAUGGGGCUUGAGGCUGCGUCAUGCUGGGCUUGA